Molecule: messenger RNA, 744 nt
Organism: Peronospora farinosa
Lineage: Eukaryota; Oomycota; Peronosporomycetes; Peronosporales; Peronosporaceae
Source: the annotation of a GenBank genome assembly
AUGCGCCGAUCCUCGCGGGAGGUUACGCUCAGUAGCUCCAAUCAUCGUCUAGGAGCCGCUAGAGAAGUCUGUGUGGAUGAUAAGUCGAUCAAGGAGCGUCGGUUGCAUCCAAAACGCAACGUUCAACGGCGUAUGCGGAUCUCGAAAGAGUCGAUGAACCGUUUGGUGAUGGAUUAUUUAGUAGGAAAAGGUUAUCGACAAGUAGCUGAAGCUCUUUGGCGUGAUUCGUCCACCAAACCACACGUCGAUUUACAAUUGGUACAAGAACGUAUGAGUAUCCAACAGCUUCUACUCAAGGGACAGAUACAGAAAGCACGUGACAAAUUGACCAUUAUGGAUCCAGAGUUUCUGGAGAAGAACAGCGGGAUGGAUUUCUUAUUGGCCAAACAAGAGCUUAUUGAGCUGAUUAAGGUUCACAAUAUUGAAAAAGCACUGCAAUUUGCUAUCAAGAACCUUGCUCCUUUCGGCCAAAAGAGUCCCCAAUUCCUUCGUGAGAUUGAAAGGACGAUGUCUGUCAUUGCAUUCAAGGAUCCGUCCGAGUCGCCGCUCGGAUAUUUACUGGAGCAGACUCAACGCCGCCGCGUGGCGAACGAAGUCAACUCUGCGAUCUUGCGUAGUCAAAAACAAGAACUAGAGCCCAUGCUACCAUCAAUGGUCCAACAAUUUCAUUUUAUGGAAAAUCAGCUGGAAGCUAAGAUCAAUCGCCGCUCGCAAGGCAUUCAAAUUGAAGACUCGACUCGUUAG